UUUUUUUUCGACUUCAAAAAUAAAUUUCAGACUCCAAAAAAAUUUUUCAAGAAAAUGACUUUUUAUAACAACAACAACACUAAUAAUUUUGAAAUUUGGAAAAAUUCAGAAAAAUAUGGAGGGUCCAAAAUCUAUUUCAUUCCCUACAAAUAUGAAGAACUUUGGUCUAUUGAAGAGAAACUUUGGAAUGCUGAAUUUACCCAUGGAAUGUUUACAAAACACUGGCAUGUUUCGAUAUAUAUUGUUAUGGCUUAUAUUGCUGGUGUUUAUUCACUCAAAAAAUGGAUGGAAGACAGAAAAGCCUUCGACCUUCGCCUUCCUCUGUUUUUCUGGAACGUUGGAUUAUCUAUAUUUUCAACUUGCGGUGCCUGGCGUUUUGGACACGAAUUUUUCUAUGUUUUGUUAAAUAGAGGAUUUCAAGAUUCAAUUUGCCUUUCAUUCUCUCCAGCAGAGCCUGUCGCUUUUUGGGCAAUGUGUUUUGCCCUCUCAAAAAUUGCUGAAUUUGGGGACACCGUUUUUCUGCUUCUGCGAAAGAGACCCCUAAUAUUUCUUCAUUGGUUCCAUCAUGCUGUUGUGCUUAUUUAUAGCUGGCAUUCAGCAACGGAAUUAACAGCCGCUGGGCGCUGGUUCAUUCAAUUAAAUUAUAUGGUCCACUCAGUUAUGUAUGCCUACUAUGCAGCUGCCUGUAUUGGGAUAAGGGCUCCUAAAUGGAUCUCAAUGAGUAUGCUCAUCGGAGUUUUCAUUUCCCUCUAUGUAGCCUAUCUAAAAGGAACUCAAGACAUCAAUUUUGUCUGUCAACAAUCAGUCCAAAAUAUGUGUAUUUGCUUCACAAUAUAUUCUGCUUUUGCUGUACUUUUUACACGCUUUUUCGUUAAAGCUUAUAUCCAAAAAGGAGAAAGGCGAAAGAUUACACAUUCAAAUAAUUCUGUGAAACAAGAAUAA
Messenger RNA from Meloidogyne enterolobii, 942 nucleotides. The record is from the annotation of a GenBank genome assembly. Lineage: Eukaryota; Metazoa; Nematoda; Chromadorea; Rhabditida; Meloidogynidae.